This is a messenger RNA of Thecamonas trahens ATCC 50062, 2250 nucleotides long. Its product is annotated as ankyrin repeat domain-containing protein. The transcript is spliced from 2 exons. The coding region runs from base 1 to 2250 and encodes 749 amino acids. The record is from RefSeq and is a predicted model, not a curated record. Gene Ontology annotation, molecular function: protein binding. NCBI's taxonomy places the organism in Eukaryota, Apusomonadida, Apusomonadidae.
AUGGAUGUGGCGGUGCGGAUGGGUGACUUUGAGCUGGUGGCGCGGCUGGUGCCUCGGAUGGAUGCCGAAGCGCUGGCUGGUGGUCUGCUCGAGGCCGCAAAGACGAGUGAGCCGCAUGCUGUGGAUGAGCUGGAGCCACUGUUUGAAGCUGUGGCUGCUGAUGAGGCGGCUUGGGGUGAGGGCGGCAUCAUGGGGAGGGUCGCGCUGGCCGCCGCCAUCAGGAAGCGGGCAGAUCUCGUGCUGCGGGUCGUGAGUGACGUGCGGUUUGUGUCGGAGAAGGCGGCGUCGGCUGUUCUCCGCCCUGCUGCUCGGCACAACCUGCUCGCUGUAGUGGAGCGCUUGCUGUCUGACGGACGUGCAGAUCCUGCUUCCGGGAACUUGCUCGACGUUGUGGCUGCGCUGCUUGCUGACGGGCGAGCCGAUCCCAUGGCGCACGAGCAUGCGGCGCUCACCUCUGCCAUCUGCUCAAACAACGAGGUCAUUGUCCAGCUGCUCCUGGCCGACUCGCGCGUCGAUCCCACCGCCCACGGCCACCGCGCACUCCGCACGGCUGCAAAGGCCGGGCAUCUUUCCCUACUCCACGUACUCUUGGCGGACGCUCGGGUGGACGCUGUAGUUGGCGCCACCAUGGUCCUCCUCGAAGCGGCAUCGUGCGGACAGGUGAGCGUGGUGCUCGAUCUCUUGGCUGACGGACGAGCCCACCCGGGACACGGUGACAAUGCGGCAGUGAAGUCGGCAGCGGAGCGGGGCCACGACGCUGUGGUAGAAGCGCUCCUCGGCGACACCCGUGUAGAUCCCAGCGCUGCCGAGAACCACGCGCUCUACUACGCCGUCCGGCGUGGAAACGAAGGUGUUGCGCUCAUGCUCCUUGCCGACCCGCGCGUAUCGCCGAGCACGCGCCUCGACGACAUCCUCUUCUACGCCGUGCUGACGAAGAUGGACCGGGUUGUAGAGGUGGUGCUGGACGACCCAGAGAUCGAUGGGGCAGACAUUGGCGAAAGGGUCUUCUCUGUGGCCGCGCGUAUGGGACGCACUUCACUCAUGACGCAGCUGUUGGCGCAGCCGUCAGCGACUAUGGGACGCACUUCACUCAUGACGCAGCUGUUGGCGCAGCCGUCAGCGACGGUGAGCCCGGGUGUGUUCUCGAUCGCGUGCUCUAGCAACGAUCCGGACUUGGUGCGCACGAUGCUGGCAGACCCGCGUGUGGACCCGGCCGCAGACGACGGUGCGGCCGUGGUGGUGGCGUCAGAGCACGGCUCGGAGAUGCUGAUUCGUCUCGUGCUCGCCGACGAGCGUGUGGAUGCCGGUCUGCUCUCAAAGUGUGUUGCUGCAGUCUGCAACCGCGGCAUGGAGCAGCUCGCGCUCGACCUCUUGGACCAUCCCGCCUUGAGCUUGAGCGAGUGCGGGCCAGCGGCGCUCUACGGCGCAUCUGCUGUGGGAAGUUUGGCCAUUGUGGAGCGGCUGCUGGCGUGCCCGGACGUCGAUCCGGGAGCGUUGAGGAACAUGGCGGUGCGCGAGGCGGCGGCGUGCGGGCACGACCAUGUGGUGGCCGUACUCAUGGCUGACGCGCGCGUGGACCCGAGCGCGCAGAGGCAAGACGCGCUGCUACGUGCGGCUGCAUGCGGCCACACCGGUGUGGUCACGGUGCUUCUGACCGACCCGCGGGUCGAUCCCGCGUACGGCAACCACGCAGCAGUCCGUCGAGCGCUGCAUCCUUCGCGCGAAGACACACUCCUUGCGCUCCUAGCCGACCCGCGGGUCGAUCCGACGUUCUCCAACCAGUACCCGCUGCGCGAGUGUGCUUCACUGGGGAUGACGCGCGCGCUGACCGUGCUUGUCGGCGACCAGCGCGUGGACGUGGCUGUCGCCGACAACUACGCGAUCCGCGAGGCGGCGAUCCGGGUUCGUCUGCCCGCUUUGCGAGUCCUCCUCGCGACGCCGGGCGUCGAUCCUGCCGCCAAACGUCAGGCGGCGCUGCGUCGGGCCGCUGCACGCGGCUCUGCGCUCGUGGUGGAGCUGCUCCUUACUCAUCCGCGCGUUGACCCGAUGGUCGGGCGCUGCGAGCCGCUCCGCAUAGCUGCGUUGCACGGGCACGCUGGCGUUGUGGCCGCGUUGGUGGCCGACGGUCGCAUCACCCACCGUGCGCUCACCGCAGCUCUUCGCCUCGCUGCCGGCAACACGUACGUGACAAACUGUCUCACAACCGUCAUGCAGACUGAAGUGAUGCCCGCCCACGAUGGAACGAUGUGA